Messenger RNA from Xenia sp. Carnegie-2017, 1819 nucleotides. Its product is annotated as GDP-fucose protein O-fucosyltransferase 2-like. Lineage: Eukaryota; Metazoa; Cnidaria; Anthozoa; Malacalcyonacea; Xeniidae. Gene Ontology annotation, biological process: protein O-linked glycosylation via fucose. The record is from RefSeq and is a predicted model, not a curated record. Gene Ontology annotation, molecular function: peptide-O-fucosyltransferase activity.
UUAUUAUGUUUGAAUAAUAAUUUAAUAUUUCUCUUCAAACCAAGAAAGUCAUAGUUAUUUUAGAAUUUUUUCUAAUCUAUGUAUGGGCUAUUGUGUUAUAAAUGUACACAAAAAUAAAUUUAUAUUCCGUCAAAUCUGUUAAAGUUAUCCUCUUGCUUAGCUAACAUUUCAGAAAUUCCACUACAAAACAAAAUAAUAUCAUAAUCCCCCCCCGAAAAACAGUGAAAUAAUAAGCGAAUUGCGGGAUUUCACAGUUGAAUGGAGAGAAUCCGAAAGUGUUUCAUUAUAGUUUUCUUUCAAUUUUCUGUUGUUUUCUGUCACGAAUAUGACUACAUCAAUGCGUACGACGCAGGAAACGAUCAAUUUCUCAACGUUGGUCAAAUAGUAAAUUCGAAAAAGUAUCUUAUAUACGAUGUCAAUCCUGGCGAGGGCUUUAAUCUCCGACGAGAUGUCUAUUUAAGGGUUGCUAAUCUUGUAAAAUUGCUGAACGAGAACGGAAACUGGACGCUUGUAGUGCCUCCAUGGCGACAUUUGUACCACUGGAAAACACACGACAUCAAGCAAAAUGCCAUGCCUUGGAAAACGUUUUUUGACAUGAAAAGUCUUAACCGUUAUAUACCUGUCAUUGAAUUUGAAGACUUUGUCAACGAGACAGGUAGCUCUGUCAUUGACCUAACCAUGUAUUUGCAACGAUACAAAGAAGGAUGGGUUAAUGGUGAAUGGGAAGAAAAAAUGGAUGAGCGAGAAUGCCUUGAUGAACCCCCCUUCAGGAAAGUUGAAGGUGGAAAUUAUGAAGGAUAUUUCUGGGGCUUGAAUGAUGUAUACCAAAGAUUCAAGUGCAUGUCGGUUCAAGGUCUUGCUAGUAUCUUGAAGCCUACAUUACUGAACCUCAAUGUAAGAUCUGUAUUUGUGGACAGAUUUGAGGAAGUACUUCACAUUGAAUAUGGGCAAACUGAAUAUUGGAAGGCACGGCGUAGUUUGGUUUUUGCAAAACACUUGAGGAAAAUUGGAAAUAAUUUUCGUCAAGAGCAUUUGAAUUCUAAUGACAAGAAAGACUUAACUGAGUUAAAGUACGAUUGGCGUAAAAAUGAAAGAAAAGAUGGUAGCGCUUUGGGUGGCCCCUAUCUUGCUAUUCAUCUUCGUCGAGCUGAUUUUCUUUAUGCUAGAAAAGAGCAUGUACCAAGUUUGGACGGCGCCAUUCAACAGGUUAAGACUAUUUUGAAAAAAGAAAAUUUAGACAAGGUGUUUCUUGCUACAGAUGCUUUAGAAAAUGAAAUUGAAUACUUGAAAGAAAGAUUACCGGUCGUCAAAUAUGAGCCAACAAAAUCUGUCCUCAAGAAAUAUGGUGACGGUGGCGUUGCGAUUAUUGAUCAGUGGAUUUGUGCACAUGCGCAAUACUUCGUCGGCACCAAGGAGUCCACGUUUUCUUUCCGGAUACAGGAAGAGAGGGAUAUUCUUGGUUUUAAUGCUGACACUACAUUUAAUUGCUUAUGUUCGGACAAAGAAAUUAGUAAAUGUGAACAACCUACUCGUUGGAGAAUUGUGUAUUGAAUUAAGGCCUAAAAUUUUUCAAAAGAUUCUUCUAUCGUAUUUCUCUCUCUACUUGUAGCGGCUUAGCCAGCCCUCAAUUAUGGUUCUGCUACACAUCAAAAUUAGAACACAAUUGUUGAUUUUCUGUCAAAAGUAACUGUUUUACAGUCUGUGCACAACGACAAGUUUGCAUAGCAGUACUAAAUUUGCUGGUUGGCUACGGCAUUGCAUAUCAAAUUUGCUGGCUGGCUACGGCAUUGCAUAUUAAAUUUGAAUACAAGUUUUGGAA